AUGAGCGCCAUAGAAGGAAAGACCACCGCGGUGACCACGGUUGGUGAGACUACACCACAAGAACGCAAGAGAAGUUAUGGGACUCUAGAGCCAGAUGGAGAAAAUAGCGAUGCAAAUAAUCCAUUCUUGGAUCAAGAAGUGGCAGAGUAUUGGAGGACGGUUUAUGAAAAGGCACAGUAUGAGUGUCGACAUGUUUUUGAUCCUUCACUCACUUGGACGGCUGAGGAGGAGAAGGCUAUUGUGAGAAAACUUGACUGGAGAAUUUGUUUAUGGGCUUGUGUUAUGUUCUUUGCGCUGCAGGUUGAUCGGGGAAAUCUCGUUCAGGCGGUUUCUGAUACUUUUUUGACCGAUCUUGGGUUGACUACCAAUGACUAUAACUACGGUAACAUCGCCUUUCGACUCUCGUUUUUGGUCGCAGAACUCCCUUCGCAGCUUGUGUCAAAAAAGCUCGGACCGGACCGCUGGAUUCCUAUCCAGAUGGUGCUCUGGUCCGUGGUGGCUAUAGCACAGUGCCGGCUAAGUGGUAAAACAUCGUUUUUCGUUACGCGAUGCUUGUUGGGUGCACUAGAGGUGAGUCCCAUGAAUGAGACGUCGAUAAAGCUUUCUCAUGAAUUAUAUAGGGGGGGUUUCAUUCCCGACAUCGUCCUUUGGCUGUCAUAUUUCUACACUGCCCGAGAGCUUCCAGUUCGACUGAGCUUCUUCUGGACAUCACUUUCAGUCACCACAAUCGUAACAUCACUCCUCGCCUUCGCAGUUUUCCACCUCAGCGGUGUACACGGAAUGGCCGGUUGGCAAUGGCUCUUCCUUAUCGAAGGUGUAAUCACUCUCUCAAUCGGACUCGCAUCAUUCUUCAUGAUGCCAGCCUCGGUCGUCCAAACAAAGACCUGGUUCCGACCGAAGGGCUGGUUCAGUGAUCGCGAAGUCGCGAUCGUGGCGAAUCGAGUUCUACGCGACGAUCCGUCUAAGGGCGACAUGCACAAUCGACAAGCCAUCACUCCGACAAGACUCUGGAGUGCGAUCAAGGAUUACCACAUGUGGCCCAUUUACCUCAUUGGAGUGGUAGCGUAUAUUCCACAGUCACCGGUCAAUUCGUAUAUUACUCUUACGCUCCGCUCGGUUGGCUUUGAUAAGUUCCAGACUAAUCUUCUCACGAUCCCGGCGAGUGUGUUCCAUAUUAUCAAUCUGCUUAUUAUCACUUGGGUAGCCAGCCGACUCAAUUCAUGGUCGUUGGUCGCAAUGUUCCAGGGUCUUUGGACUCUGCCUUGUGUAAUUGCUUUGCGAUUUUGGCCGGAUGUCAUUUCGAACACUUGGGGCACGUAUGCCGUGGUCACUGUCCUAUUGAGUUACCCCUACUGUCAUGCAAUUGUGGUUGCUUGGGCAUCCCGAAACUCGAAUAACGUCGGAAAUCGUUCCGUUUCAGCAGCGCUUUACAACAUGGCAGUUCAAGCCGGCGAUGUGGCCGCCUACUUCAUCUACCGUGACGAUGACAAGCCUAAGUAUCGACGAGGAAAUACCUCCCUCAUCGCAAUCAACAUUCUUGCGAUUGCACUCUUUCUCGGAGCUAAGGCGUACUACGUCUAUGAGAACGGACGAAGGGAGAAGAUCUGGAACGAAAUGUCUGACACGGAGCGAAAUGAGUAUAUCAAGAGUACGGAUGUACAGGGAAGCAAGCGGUUGGACUUUAGAUUCGCUCAUUGA
Penicillium cosmopolitanum is the source of this 1698-nucleotide messenger RNA. Its product is annotated as pantothenate transporter. The transcript is spliced from 6 exons. The record is from RefSeq and is a predicted model, not a curated record. Gene Ontology annotation, cellular component: membrane. Lineage: Eukaryota; Fungi; Ascomycota; Eurotiomycetes; Eurotiales; Aspergillaceae. Gene Ontology annotation, biological process: transmembrane transport. Gene Ontology annotation, molecular function: transmembrane transporter activity. Bases 1 to 1698 code for a protein of 565 amino acids.